UGAGGGAAAAAACAUAUGUUAAAAUAAUAUUUUACCGUGCCAUCUUUUAGUUUCAAUAUUUCUAUUUUCUCAGUGUCUUAUCUUACCUUUUGUAACAUUCAAUCCAUUCAAUACUAUCGAUUCAGCUGAUUAUAUUUUUUGGUUAUUGUUCCUGAUAAAAUGGUUUAAUUUAAUAUGAGUCACCUUAACAACUGAUUUCAUGAAAUGACUAAAUACUCAGUUUAUACCUUAACACUUCGUAUAAAUAUAAUUUGCCAAAUAACUCCAACCCACAGUUGUAAUUUCACAACAGGUUAGAAAACAAGAAAAGUGCGCCAAGAUUAAUGAUUGUUUCAAAAGUUAAAUUUUUGUUGAUUUGUAUUUUGUUUUCAACAAUAAUGGCGAAUGAGGAUAACUUGGCGAAUGCGGAUGUCAGUAGUCGAUCCGACUAUGUUCGCAGUAUUUUUGGUCUAGUACAUGGGAACAAUAAUGAUGAAACCAACAGUUGUAUUUGUGAAACCCUAAAAGAUAAAAUUAAGAAGCUUGGCAUUCAACAUCCCGAAUUGAAGCAUUGGUUUGACGAACUUCUUGAUUUUAUUGAUUUUGCAUCGAAUUACUUUUAUAUAUGUGGGGAACUUGCAUUAAACCAUGAAAAAAAGAAAUGUUAUUUGGUCUUUUUACACAAAUGGGAGCAAUUGAUUGUAAAAUUACCAGAGGAACGAAGGAAAGAAAUCCUCGAAAAAAUUAAAAUCGAUUCACUUGGAAACAAUGGUAUGAAGCAAUACGAAAGCGCAAUACAUGAAAUACAAAAUAUUUACGAUGAGAUGUUUAAAGAUAUAAAAUAGAUUUAUUUACAUGUCCAAUGUAAUGUAUUAUCUUUAAAAUGAAAUAUACCUCUUAUUUAUUAGAUUUUAUAUAUGCAAGGCUGAGAGUUAAAACCAAAUAAGUGAGUAAAAAGUUCUUAUUGUUAUACACAAAAAGGUUCAAAAUUGCGUAGCAUUCUAACAUCACAUUUUUGGUUUUUACUCUCAGCCUCACAUAUAAAGCAACUGAAUUACUAUUUUUCAAAUUAUGCUAUUACUAGGUAUAUCGACCAAAAAUUUUCUAAUCAAUGUAACCCGUCGACUCUUUUUUAAGUAGACGUUAAAACCGAAUAAACAAAAAUAAAAUAAAAGCAUCAGAUUAAAAAACAAAA
Contarinia nasturtii (swede midge) is the source of this 1174-nucleotide messenger RNA. RefSeq lists its product as uncharacterized. The record is from RefSeq and is a predicted model, not a curated record. NCBI's taxonomy places the organism in Eukaryota, Metazoa, Arthropoda, Insecta, Diptera, Cecidomyiidae. The transcript is spliced from 4 exons. Bases 324 to 824 code for a protein of 166 amino acids.